CUAUGCGAAUUAAUUAAAAAUUUAUUACUAAUUAUCCGAACAAAUAUUUGUGGAUUACACUACGAAAUGAACCCGUACGAACGCUUUUAAGGAUCACAACACGAAAAUGCACCACCGGCAAAGUUUGCCCACCUCACAACUCUACGAUACCAGAUACAAAACUGUGGAGGCAUGCUUCAACAAAUCGCUGGACGACCUCUACACUACCGUAAGAGAGGUGAAGCAAAAAGAAAAAAAAUUGUUGAAAGAAGAAGAGAAGGCGAGACGGAAGACUUAUGAUGCCUACGAAGGGCGGUUCGAACGAAUUUGGGCCAAGACUUUCGGACUGUUUAAUGAAGAUUGGGCGUUUUUAGCGUUGUUGGGAAUCCUGGUGGCCAUCAUCAGUUACGUACUCGACAAGGGCGUACAAAUGUGCUUGAAAGCGAGGAUGUGGUUGUACACGGACCUGGCGACGUCGGGCUUCGAAAAAUGGAUAGCCUGGAUCUGCCUUCCAGUUUGUCUCAUUCUCUUCGACAUUGGUUUUGUCAGUUUGGUGUCCCCUCAGUCAGUCGGUUCGGGAAUACCGCAAAUUAAAACGAUUUUACGUGGCGUUUUCAUGAAGGAGUUCUUAACGUUUCGUUGCCUCAUCGCCAAGUGGGUCGGCAUCACCUCUACGCUGGGUAGCGGCAUGCCUUUGGGGAAAGAAGGGCCCUUGAUUCACAUGAGUUGCAUAUUGGUGACGAAGAUGGCGAAGAUGAUUCGGAGCUUUCAGCACUUGGCUGAGAACAAGAACAGGACGAUUGAAAUGUUGGGGGCGGCAUGGGCGGUCGGUGUUGCUUGUACUUUUAACGCUCCUAUUGGAGGAGUGUUGUUCAGCAUUGAAAUAUCGACGUCGUAUUACGCUGUCAGGAAUUAUUGGCGGGGAUUUUUUGCAGCAGUUUGGGCGGCCACAACCUACAGAUUGCUUUCAGUGUGGAUUGACGGUGCUGGAACAAUAACUGUGGUCUUUAAAUCGAGUUUCUACGUUGAUUUUCCUUAUGAUCCUCAGGAGUUGUUUGCAUUUGCGAUUGUCGGAGUAAUUUGUGGAAUCGGAGGAUCUGUUUAUAUAUGGUGCAAGCAACAAUUCGGGGCGUGGUUGAAACAAAACAAAGUUGUAAACAAAAUAAAGGCUUCGAGCAUCUUCUCCUAUCCCUUUUGCAUCGUAAUGAUAGUUUCCACCGUCACCUUCCCCAUGGGAAUCGGCCAAUUUAUAGCCGCCACUUUACCACCCAGAGACCAAGUGGUGGAGUUGUUCAGCAACUUCACCUGGACCAAGCCAAACUUAAACGUCGCCGAACACGCUGUUGUUUCUCACUGGACAACUCCAUGGACCGGCAUUUACGCAAACUUAAUAAUUUUUGUGUGUUAUCAGUUCAUUUGUUCGAUCAUGUCGUCAACGAUGGCGAUACCAAACGGAGCCUUCAUACCGAAUUUCAGAAGCGGCGCAGCUAUAGGAAGGAUAGCGGGAGAACUGAUGCACUAUUGGUUCCCAUUAGGCGUCAGCUAUAAGGGCAAAAUGAACCCGAUAAUGCCAGGAGCUUAUGCGAUGGUAGGAGCGGCCGCUUUCAGUGGUGCUGUCACCCACACUUUGUCCACCAGCGUUAUAUUGUUCGAAAUGACCUCACAAAUCAGCCACGUCAUCCCGGUUUUGAUCAGUGUACUAAUCGCUAACGGAAUCGCCAGAAUCCUAACUCCUAGCAUCUACGACCUGGCUAUUCAGACCAAUAAGUUGCCUUACUUGCCAGACUUGUUGCCCAGCAAAAGCGCCGUUUAUAGAGUGUACGUGGAGGACUUUAUGGUGCAAAACGUAAAAUAUAUUUACUUGGGAAUGUCCUACAAGGAGUUGAGCAACAAAUUAAGGGAGUGCAUCAAACUAAAACAUAUUCCCUUAGUCGACCAUCCGAGGAAUAUGAUCCUUUUGGGUUCCAUAACCAAAACCGAGCUGGUUGCCCUUUUGGAAAGUCAAAUUGGGGCAGAACGAAGAAAGGAAAUCCUUCCCUACGGUAUCGGGCCCGAUGGAAAGGUCAUUGAGGACUUGGAAGCGUACGAGAAGGAAAUUAAGGAGCAACAAAAGGUGGAAGAACGGGAACGAAUCUUCGACAAGUAUAAGGUUGACAAUAAAAACGCCAUUGUUGCUUUUAAACCUAAAAAAGUGUUCCUGCCAAUUCGUCGAGUAAUAGACAUGUCGAAGGAACAACAGCAAAUGUGGGAACAGGAACAGUUGGAAAUGAUGGCGGAUUUUUCGAAAUGUCGCGUCGAUCCAGCUCCAUUUCAACUGGUGGAACGCACGUCUUUGCUCAAAGUACAUUCACUGUUCUCAUUAUUGGCCAUCAACGUUGCUUACGUCACUUCUAUUGGUAAACUGGUUGGAGUUGUCGGCAUGAAAGAACUGAGAAGAGCCAUAGAAGAUGCAAAUGCUGGAAAACUGCCUGGGAAAGACUUUGUUCUCAGACCUUUGUUACAGAACUAACUGAAUUAUUUCGAAUUUUACGGUAUAAUUAAUGAAAAUAUCUUGCUGUUUUGUUAUAUAUUUAUUUAAAUAACUUAUUCAUGUGUGUAUGUGAAUAAAAUUACAAUGAAUUAAACUCUAAUAA
Molecule: messenger RNA, 2612 nt
Organism: Aethina tumida (small hive beetle)
Lineage: Eukaryota; Metazoa; Arthropoda; Insecta; Coleoptera; Nitidulidae
Product: chloride channel protein 2
Exons: 7
Coding region: 107-2488 (793 amino acids)
Biological process (GO): chloride transport; transmembrane transport
Cellular component (GO): membrane
Molecular function (GO): voltage-gated chloride channel activity
Source: RefSeq, a predicted model, not a curated record